AUGGAAGCAGAGGAGCUGGUUGAAUCCCUCAUCAGAGCUCUCAUGUUCAUUGCUGGGGUCUUGGGAAACAACUGGUUGGCUAUUCGUUCCUUACCAAAAUCCCUAUCUGCAUUACGUACCAAUGAGAUUCUAUUCCUCAACCUGGCUAUCUCCAACCUCAUCACCAACUACCUGGUAGAUCUCCCAGACACUAUGGCAGACUUUGCGGGCAGUUGGUUCUUAGGAGAGACUUACUGUGGGGUGUUCCGUUUCUGUGCUGACUUGUCUGAAACCAGCAGCAUUUUUACCACUUUCUUCAUCAGCAUUUUUUGGCACCAGAAGUUGGUUGGGUCCCUUAAAAGAGGUGGGGGUCCCGUGCACAUGGACGGCCUGUGCUUGGUGGCGUGCCUGCUGGCUGGAAGUUGGACAGUGGCUGUGGUGUUCAGCAUGCCACACUUUUUCUUUGUCAAAGUAGAAGGAACCAAUGAAAGUGAGGUUGACUGCAUAGAUUACUUUCCAGAUGCCAUAGCAGGACAAACAUAUGAAAUUAUUUACUUAACCUUGGCAAACGCUCUUCCACUGGCUGGGAUUUUAACCAUCAGUGUCCAGAUUGUGAUCACCCUCCUUCAAAACCACAGGCGCGUCAGAAGUCACAAAACUGAACUCUCUGUGAAAAAAAACACAAAGAGGAAUGAUGAGAACAGGAAUGAUGUUGUAAUUACGCAAGGAAAAUCAUCAUCCAAAAUACAGGCUCCAAUUCAAGAUGGCCAGCAAGAGGCUCUCCCAAGACCACCUCAGAUGUCAGUAAAGGCUGGCUCCAGCAUCCAAGUGAGGGCAGCUAAAAGUGUGGUGGCUGUGGCCAGUGUUUUCUUGGUCUGUUGGUUGACUCACAUGCUCUUGCGCAUCACCAAUAACAUUCACAUGUCGUCAAUCGUGGUGGAAGUUGCCAGUUACAUUGCCUCCUCAUAUACAUGCAUCAUUCCAUACAUUUUCCUGUAUGGAGUGAAAAAGCUCUCCUGCUCAUGCAGCUCAUAG
This is a messenger RNA of Boleophthalmus pectinirostris (great blue-spotted mudskipper), 1014 nucleotides long. Its product is annotated as formyl peptide receptor-related sequence 4. Bases 1 to 1014 code for a protein of 337 amino acids. NCBI's taxonomy places the organism in Eukaryota, Metazoa, Chordata, Actinopteri, Gobiiformes, Gobiidae. Gene Ontology annotation, cellular component: membrane. Gene Ontology annotation, molecular function: peptide binding; G protein-coupled receptor activity. Gene Ontology annotation, biological process: G protein-coupled receptor signaling pathway. The transcript has a single exon. The record is from RefSeq and is a predicted model, not a curated record.